UUUCGCAUACGCCGAGGACAUGUUGCUCUACCUUGCAGGUGCACUGUGCUCACGUGCGAGAUCUGGCAAACCGCUCCGGAAUGGCACUCUGUGGUGAUGGUGAUGGCCAUGACUGACUGACGGCUGCUAUGUUUCUGUGUAAUGGAGACGGCCCGGCUGUUUGCGCGCGACGUGCUGCUGCUGCAUCACAUCCUCUUCGACUCCAACCCAUGGCACCGCUCCGUCAGACACCUCCGCUCCCGCAACCCUCUCAUGCCAAUGCUGCACAGCGUGAUGCCGCCCCCUUGGGACGAGGAGCUCGAGAGGAAAGACCUGGACAUCUACAGGCACCUGACGCGAGUGGUGGAGAGGCAGUUCGGGUUUAUUCUGUGCGAGAUCCUGGGGCUGGAGGCGGGGGCGUUUGGGAAAGGGCGGUUCGAGCGGCCGGCGGCGCUGCGGGUGGGGAAGUCGGUGAUUCCUGGAGGGGGCUUGGGUGUGUUUGCGGCUGAGGACAUCAGGAGGGGCGCCUUCGUGACCUUCUACCCUGGGUGAGUGAGUGCAGUGCGUGAGUCGAUGCAUCCGAUGAUUGGAAGGGAGGGAUGGCUGGAGGAAUGGGUGUGUGGCUGUGCUGUACUGCCUUUUGUCUGUGUGUCUGUGUGCCUUUGUGCCAGGUUCAUCUUCACCAACCCGGAUCUGCGCGUGAUACCUGACAGCGACUACGUCGUCGUCAACGCCAACAGGUCAGUACGGUAGGCAGGCCUGUUGUGUGCCCACGGACGGUCCCUGUGCUGCCUGCGUGUUGUGUUGGGUAGUGCAAACAACGUGGUGAUGGAUGGCUACGGCUGGCAGGCCGAGGACAUCCAGGCAUUCCCUGCUGGCAACCUGCCGCCAGCUUAUGGAGGUGGCGGCAGCGAUGAGAUGGUCUUCCACGAGCGGUAUGAGAAGGGCAAGAGCAAGGGCAAGGGCAGCAAAGGCGGUGGUGGUGGACAGCAGAGGGACGUCAGGAUCGUGCACAAGAACCGGAUAGGCAUUGGUGAGUGAGUCAGCAAGAAGAGAGCAGACACAUCCACACCCACACACGCAGAGGAGGACAUGUAUGUGUUGAUGCAAUGCAGGUCAGAUCGUGAACCACGCGCCGUCCCUCGAGCACCUCAACCUGGCCCCCUUCCCCUUUCGCUUCCCAUACCUCACCGACUACACCGACGUCAAUCAACGCGCAAUUGCCGCCGCACAACAACGGCAGCAGCAACGACAGGAGACGACAGUCUCAGACGUCCCUCAGGUGCUGAGCAGCGGCUUCUCGUCGGCCCUGUGUGUGGCUCUGCAGCAGCUGACCCCUCACUCUGUCAUCCGCCCGGUCGACACAAACCUGGAGAAGCUUAUCGACAGGCAGCAUGAGUCACGCCUCAGCAACGCGCUCAUGAGGCGCAUCAGACGGUCGGUGCGCAGCCAAAUGGGGGGAGGGUACUGGAAGAAGGUCUCUCUCUUUCUCUCUCUGUGUGUGUGUGUGUGUAGGUUCGUGCAGUAUGGCGACUAUGUUGACCGCCACCGGCUCAGGGCAGCAAGAGAAGCGGCAUUAGCACUGUCAUCCGCCACCGGGGAGAAAGAACUUGAAGAACCUGAAGCCACGACGGUCGACCCCACACAGCCCCCGCCACCCCUCACACGCGCCAUCGCGCGAGACAGGGAGUCCCCCUGGCCGUUCGACGACACGCCUCCGCCCUUUCCCUUCGAUGGUCUUGGCUAUGUGGCGUUGCGGGACAUUCCUGCCGGCGAGGAAUUGUUCUGGAACUAUCGGUUUGCGGGCGUGGGGACGUCUCUGGUGCAGCAGGCCAUCCUGAGGACGCCGGUGCUGCACAGGUGGUGGUACCCCCAUUGGUACCACUUUAUCGACGAGAGGGAGUUCUUUCUGAGGCAUGUGAAGGGGGGUGACAGCAGCAGCAGCAGCAGCAGCGCGAGCGAAUGAGUUUGUCCAUGGGCGG
This is a messenger RNA of Vitrella brassicaformis, 1961 nucleotides long. NCBI's taxonomy places the organism in Eukaryota, Vitrellaceae. The record is from the annotation of a GenBank genome assembly.